This is a messenger RNA of Schistosoma mattheei, 1368 nucleotides long. NCBI's taxonomy places the organism in Eukaryota, Metazoa, Platyhelminthes, Trematoda, Strigeidida, Schistosomatidae. The record is from the annotation of a GenBank genome assembly.
AUGGCUACUGCUUCUAAAACAGAAAGUAGACUUGUUACAGAGCAAAAUAUUUUCAAUUAUUGCAUCUCUGGUGAUUUAAAAUCAUUAAAAGAAUGUGCACGUUCUGUUGGUCAAGUAGUUCAUAAAAAUUCACUUGAUGGUCAAACUUGUCUCAUUGUAGCAUGUAGAAAUGGACAUUUAGAUGUUGCCGAAUACUUAAUCGACUUUCAUGGGGCAGAUGUUGAACAAGUUGGCGUUGUAGAAUUUGAAGGAGAACAAGUAGAAGGUGUACCUCCACUAUGGUGUGCUUCAGCAGCUGGACAUUUGAAAUUAGUUGAAUUGUUAAUUAGUCGUGGUGCAGACGUUAAUCGAACAACAAUUACUAAUUCAACAGCUCUUCGUGCUGCUUGCUUUGAUGGACAUGAACAAGUUGUUCGAUAUCUUGUUGAACAUGGAGCAAAUAUUGAAAAUCCAAAUCGCCACGGACAUACUUGUCUCAUGAUUAGUUGUUACCGUCGUCAUGAUAAUAUUGUAGAAUAUCUGCUUAGUAAAAAUGCUCGAGUUAAUCGAAGAAGUGCUAAAGGUAACACUGCAUUACAUGAUUGUACAGAAAGUGGCAAUUUAAAAUGUUUACAAUUAUUAUUAAAUCAUCGAGCUAUUAUGCGUAAAGAUGAAUAUGGUCAAUUACCAAUUAUGUCUGGUGCAAAUGCAGCUUACAAAAAGAUUGUAGAUUAUUUGGCUACUGUUGAAAUUCCUGAUUCAACACAAACAAUAAGUGUUAGUGAAAAAGCUGCUGCAUAUGAUUUACUUGGUGCUAGUCUAUUCGAUCGACAUUCUUUAAUUCAAGACGCUAUAGCUGCUUGGUAUCAUGCAAUAAAUUUACGCCAAGAGUUGUCUACUUAUAAUAAUAAUAAUAGUAAUAAUAGUAGUGGUAAUAAUAAAUUUAUUCCACAUCCAGUACCACAAUGCUCUUGUAUGAAUGAAUUAAUGUCGUGUGUUGAAGGACAACCAACAAUGACAACCACUACCACCACCACAACAACAACUACUACUACUUCAACUACUAAUUCAUCAAAUAAUUGUUGGUCAUUGAUUUCAUUAGCUGCACGUGAAGCAAUUGGAAUGGCUGAAACUAGUCGAUUUGAUGAACAACAUUAUUCGUUAACAUCUAAUUGGCAACGUCAUAAAAGAUCUACAAGAAUUCAUGACAUUUUAUUUAAAAGUUAUAAUUCACAAAAUUUCAUCAUCAUAAUUCAAUUCAUCAAUCAACUAUACGACAAAAGUCUACAACGAAAUAUUCACAAGAUUUACAUGAAUUAUUUCAAAGAAAAUAUGAAAAAUUACAAACUGAUUUACAAAAUGCUUAUCAAUGUAAAUUUGAACAUUUAG